Durusdinium trenchii is the source of this 2049-nucleotide messenger RNA. The record is from the annotation of a GenBank genome assembly. Lineage: Eukaryota; Dinophyceae; Suessiales; Symbiodiniaceae.
AUGGAUGAGCCACCACCUUGCACCGUCAUCGGAAAAGCCGCAGAGCCGGAGCGAGGACCAGAACAGCUGGAAGAGUCUGCAGACAGCUCGGAGGAAUACCAGUUGAAUUCCUUCGAAGCCUUCCGAAGGUACUGCGUCAACGCCAACAUUGCGUUGGUAAGACCAGAGUUCCUGGAACAGCUCUGCCAAGAGGGGCGGGUCUGGCCUCGGCGGCAAGAGGCUGAAGAAAUCCCAGGAGCUUUGUACAAGCCUGGGCCCGAUGACAAGUUCUCCUUCAUUGGAAUUUCGCACUGCUGGGAGUCUCGGGAGCAUCCCGACCCUUUCGGGUACCAGCUCAAAACCAUAGUGGACGCGUGGCACUACUGGAGAGAGGCCGACCCUGGACUGUACGGAGACGACAGCACCUACUUCUUCAUUGAUUACAUGAGCUUGCCGCAGUUCAAAAGAAGUGCAGAAGAGCAGACGUGCUUCCAGCGCGCGAUGAAAAAUAUGCACCUGUUCUAUGCGAACAGUAGCGCAAUCUUUUGCAAGAGCGUGUGGCGCUUGGAAGACUUGACGCCUGCAGGUGUGAAGAGACAGCAGAUCCGCCAAAGGCGGACCAUUCCGGUCUACAUCCUGGCUGAAGGGAAGGUGGUCGAAGUCCCCCUCAAGCGCUUGAAGCGCAGCGUUGGUGGCAAGUGCAGCUCGUCUUGCGACGAAAGCUGUCGCAAUUUGCACGCGAAUGACAUCGUUUACCUCGGCCGCGGCUGGUGCAGGGCCGAGUACGAAUGGGCCAAGCCCUACACCGUCGACAUUUCGCGGCGGGGCGUGUGCCUGUGCCUGCGCCGCCGCUGGGCCGGGUAUGACUCGGUUUUUCACAGGUUCUCCCUGCCCUGGACGCCUGAGGCGUUCCAGAGAAGUGUAGCCACCCGCGCGUUGAAAUUUACUCACCGCGGUGACAUCGACCCGGUGCUCGAACUGCAACGCACGGUGUUCCAGCAGAAAGUGGCGACUCUGGAGAAUUUCGAAUGCACUUGGCUUCCGUGCCACGAAGUCGAAGACUUGGUGGAGCUUGUGGGCCUCCUGCAGGCGGUGCAGAACUUCCAGCUAGUCGCCGCCCAUGUCGCCGACUCCCAGCAGAUGGCUCUGGCGACCGCCUUGGAGACUCGCCAAUCACUGCAGAUGGUGCAGAUCGGCUCUGUCCAGCUGAGCCCCGGCGCGGUCCAAGUCCUGGCAGCGGCGCCACGGCUCCACACGCUGUGGCUGAACGCCUGCGGCCUGGGCGACGCCGGCGCCGGCGUCGUGGCGAACACCUUGACGCAGCACCGGACGCUCCGAGAGGUGCGGCUGGGAUUCAACGGCAUCGGCGACCAUGGCGCGACGGCCUUGGCGGCGGCCUUGGUGACCAACAACGUCUUGGAGGAGCUCCACUUGGAGGGCAACAGGAUCGGGUCGCGCGGCGCCGUGGCUUUGGCCGAGGCCUUGCGAAGCAAUGGCACCGUGAGACGCUUGGUGAUUCGAUUCAACCCGAUCGGCGCCCAGGGCGUCCGAGCUCUGAGGAGUGUUGCAGAGAGGAUCGAGAAAUGCAGACGCUUCCUGGUGCGGAUGGAUGUGCUGCAUCCUGAUGCGGGUUUUCGCGUGGAUCAUUUUGACCAUGAUGUUCCUUCCAAUGAGAUUCUUCACAUUGCGGCAGAGGGCCAUCGCUUGCAUCAGCGCCCGGGGGAAACCCUCCAACCUGAGAAGAUGAAAAAACCAGUGGAUGUGGAAGAACCUGAUGCCAGUAGCUGGGAGAUGGUCCGUCCGGCGGCGGCACGUGCUUGCGAUGCCGGCUUCGGUGGCUCCGGCGAUGCGGAGGCGCCAGAGCUCCGCAGCACUGGGCGCCAGAACUCGCAGGCGUCGAAGCCGUCGAAGCCGUCCGCGCUGGGCGGUGGCGAGUGGGGAAAAGAUGGACGGACAAGGAAGAAUUUGCUGCUGCACAUUGAGACAAGACUCACUUUCCUGUGUGGAGCUGCUUCCUGUAAGGAUUUGUCAUUCAGGGAGGUGCAAGAUGGAAGAACAUGGGAGGACUAA